This is a messenger RNA of Talaromyces proteolyticus, 1317 nucleotides long. RefSeq lists its product as uncharacterized. The transcript has 2 exons. The record is from RefSeq and is a predicted model, not a curated record. The coding region runs from base 1 to 1317 and encodes 438 amino acids. Lineage: Eukaryota; Fungi; Ascomycota; Eurotiomycetes; Eurotiales; Trichocomaceae.
AUGCGUGAGGAAAGCGCACCAUGGCCUGAAUGGCGCGAAUUUGUCGAAGACAAGUCGACUCUCCAAGAGUAUGAGGGAGACCCUGAAUUUCUCGCGAUUAAGAAACAGAUCGACGAGGAAUACGGCGAAGAGAAACUGCGACGCAGCUGGCUGAAGACAUGUGCCGAGUUGGAAGAACUCACUGAGGAGAUCAAAGAAAAAGGUUCCCAGAUAAUCCCGAUUAUUGACAUGGCGGAUGUUAGACGCGGCUGCGUUGCAAUCAAGGACGUGGCUGAGAUCCGCCGCGUUGGCUGCUUUGUUGUGAGAAAUGUGAUUGAACAGUGUGAAAUGGACCGGUUGUAUCGAGAUCUCAAAAAUUACCUUUCUAUCAACAAGGGGCGAUAUACGGCGUGGCCACAGGACAGUCCAUCCAUUUUCAAUCUCUACAACACGCCCACCCAAAAUGCGCUGCGCAUACAUCCGAACCAACUACAACUUAUGCGUUGGAUCAAUGGUCUUUGGAAUUAUCCAAAUGACGAUGAAGAAGCGUCUCCUCAACCACUCCUAUAUGCCGAUGCCGUUCGUGUCCGGCCGGCGAAACAAACAUUUCUAGGUUUGGGUCCGCAUAUCGAUGCUGGAAGUCUUUGUCGAUGGGGUGAUCCAGCCUACCGGAAAGUCUACCAUGAGAUAUUUGCGGGAAAUUCAGAGAAUCAUGAUAUAUUCGAUAUGGGAAAGCGAAAAGAUGCAAACCAAGCCUUGUACCUGGGAGGAGCACACUCUACCGUGAUGAGAGCUUUCCAAGGCUGGACUGCGAUUUCGAAAACCGCACCGCGCGAAGGAACCAUUUUAUUAUACCCCAAUGUCAAGGCCGCCAUUUCCUAUGUGAUGCUUCGACCAUUCUUCAAGCCUCCGAGUGACAAGUCCAAAAUUUCCGAUGCUAGUCAAUGGACUUACGAUCCGUCCAGUAGCUGGUUUCCAGGCACAUUCAAACCGCAAAGUCAGCUCUUGAGCCCAACCUCACACCCGCACUUGAGAUUGAAAGAAUGCCUAAUCCACGUCCCACCGAUAGAACCAGGUGAUACGGUAUGGUGGCACACAGAUAUGUGCCAUGCCGUUGAUGCUGAACAUGUUGGAAACAUGGAUGCCAGUGUUGCGUAUAUUGCUGCCACGCCAAAUACCCCUAUCAAUAAAGCAUAUAUGCAGCAUCAAUAUGACAGGAUGGUUGUUGGCCAUCCACCACAAGACUUUGUUAGUAAUGGUGUGGAUGAGUCCGGCUUCGAAGAGUUCCAAGGUUUCGAAGGAAACCCAGAUAUCUUCAAGAGUUUGAUGGGUUAUUAG